Sphaerodactylus townsendi is the source of this 1636-nucleotide messenger RNA. RefSeq names its product IKAROS family zinc finger 3 (gene IKZF3). The transcript has 8 exons. Gene Ontology annotation, molecular function: DNA-binding transcription factor activity; RNA polymerase II cis-regulatory region sequence-specific DNA binding. Gene Ontology annotation, biological process: regulation of transcription by RNA polymerase II. Bases 125 to 1636 code for a protein of 503 amino acids. NCBI's taxonomy places the organism in Eukaryota, Metazoa, Chordata, Lepidosauria, Squamata, Sphaerodactylidae. The record is from RefSeq and is a predicted model, not a curated record.
CACUGUUACAAUGCAACUUGACUCGUUUUUGAAGCAGAAGCUUUUCUGGUUGGGAAUCUUCCUUUUUUUCUGAAAGGCAGAAGAAUCAGAGAAGCUAGAAAAGGAGCAGCUAUUGCUAAGCGUGAUGGAAGGGUCACCAACUGGCAUGGACCUCAGCCGUUCCCGGGAUCAGCAGGAGGCUACAGAAGUCCAGGACAUUUUGGCUGAUGCUAGUUCCAACACAUCCCAUGAAAUGGAAAACAUAGACAGUGCUGAAGAUACAAAGGAAUAUCAUCUGACUAAUGGAGGAGGAGGGCGAGACGUCAAGGGCGAAUAUGCUGAAAAGGAAGUUUGCAGUUUGAAUCCAGAGCCGAUGGAAACCCGAGAAGAUUCUGGGAUCCUUUAUAACUGCCAGCAAGAUUAUGGAGAAUAUGAAAACAUCAAGCUAGAGAGACAUUCCGGGCCGUACGACCUCGUCAGGCCAGCUGGCGGAAAGAUGACUUGUGACAUCUGUGGACUGGCCUGCGUCAGCAUCAACGUUCUGAUGGUUCACAAACGAAGUCACACUGGUGAACGGCCCUUCCAGUGCAACCAGUGUGGCGCCUCUUUUACCCAAAAGGGUAAUCUCCUCCGCCAUGUUAAGCUUCACACUGGGGAGAAGCCAUUCAAAUGCCAUCUGUGCAGUUAUGCCUGCCAACGGAGAGAUGCCCUCACUGGUCACUUGAGGACACAUUCUGUGGAGAAACCAUUCAAGUGUGAAUUCUGUGGACGGAGUUAUAAGCAAAGAAGCUCACUGGAAGAACAUAAAGAGAGAUGCCGAACCUAUUUGCAGAACACCAGUCUCGAGGAACCUAAAGGUGUGGAAGGAAGGCACGUCAAAGUCGAGAUGGGCACCGAACGGGCCCUGGUGCUGGAUCGCCUAGCGAGCAACGUGGCCAAACGGAAAAGUUCCAUGCCCCAGAAAUUUAUCGGUGAGAUGAAUUACAGCCCCAGCUUUGUAUAUGAAAAGGAGAGGGACCCCAUGAUGCAAGGAUGCAUAGUGGAUCAAGCCAUCAGCUAUCUUGGCACAGAUUCCUUGCGCCCUCUUGUGCAGACUCCAAUAGCCCCGACGUCUGAGAUGGUGCCUGUGAUCAGCAGCCUGUACCCCCUUGCACUCACCCGCAGUGAAGCGCCCAAUGGCAGCCCACAAGACAUGGAGAAGAGCCAUACCCAGCUGAGGGACAAGACAGUACCUUCUGAAAGGGAUCUCUCUCCAAACAACAGUGGCCAAGAUUCCACAGACUCAGACAGCAACCAUGAAGAACCACAGAGACAUGCCUAUCAUCAAGGCCAACUGGGUCCUUCUCCUGCACUGCAAACCCAUAAUGGUCUUCUGACCUUGAAGGAGCACAUGAAGGUGUACGACCUCUUCAGGCCACCCCUGGUCUGUCCCCGUGAUGUCUUGAAGGUCUUCAACAAGGACGGUGAACCCAUUGGGGUCUACCGAUGUGAUCACUGUCGAGUCCUCUUCUUGGAUUAUGUGAUGUUCACCAUCCACAUGGGAUGCCACGGCUUCCGUGACCCUUUUGAGUGUAACAUGUGUGGUCACAGAAGCCACAACAAAUAUGAAUUUUCCUCCCACAUAGUCCGUGGUGAGCACAGAAUAGGACUCAAAUGA